AUGGAAGGAGCAGGAUCAUGGAGUGCAGUUUCCCUACCAUCAGAGGAGAAUGCAGUACAUGGUGCUUCUGACCCUAUUGACAAACCAGCAUUGACUGUGGCUUCUGAGGAGGAUCCAAUGGAGGAUAGUGAUGACACCGUGCCCGACUAUACUCCAGCUGAGCACCCGUCUGAGCCCGACUAUACCCUAACUGAUCACUCCAGCCCAGAGCCUUCCGAGCCCAUUCAUUCACCAGACUACACACCAGUUGGACUCGAGCUUCUCAGCUCUGAGUAUAAGCCAAACGAGGAUGAGGAGGAUUCUGCCACCUCCCCAGAGAUCUCACCACCUCUUCCUACUCCCUGA
Molecule: messenger RNA, 345 nt
Organism: Lactuca virosa
Lineage: Eukaryota; Viridiplantae; Streptophyta; Magnoliopsida; Asterales; Asteraceae
Source: the annotation of a GenBank genome assembly